AUUUGAUAGAGGCAGAGAGGGAAAUGUAUAAUUUUCGUUUGCUUUGCAUAACAUGAUAACUUUACCCAUGUUAUGUUAAUACGGGUGUUAAUACUAGACUAGUAGUAAUAGUAAUAAUGGGCUGCUGCUUACCGUGUCUCGAAGGACAGUCUGAAGAUAUCGGGCAGCCAGAUGAGGAAACAAGGAGAAGGCAAACCGCUGAAGCAGCAGAAAGAAGGCAAAAGGAACUUGAAGGUCGCGGGGUGAAGGAUCCCGAGAAAUUGAAGCAAAAGCAGAAAAGGCGCCAAGAAAUUGAGAACAAAGCACCGCAGGGCGAAGGUGGUGAUAUGCCACUAAAGUGGCAAGUGUAAUUAAAAGCCAAUUGCACUAGGAUAGUGGCCUAUUAUUCUUUUGUACUGUAAAUAGAUGGAACUUGUGUCAAGCUGCGUAUAGAUAAACUUCGGACUACAGGUUUUGCAGUUGUGGAUAUAUAAGGAUCGAAUUUAUAAUAUCUGAAAUGCCAGUAGCAGUGAGAUGUUGGUUUUUCACUGAAUGUUAACGUUUCAUGGCUACACGAGGUGCUGGCUGUUAAACCAAAUGUUCUGUCAUGUUUUAACUAGUCUAAUUAGAGCCCAUUACCAUCUAAUGCUUCACAGAGAAUAAUGGGAAAAUGUGGAGAAUAAUAUAGUUCAUAAUAAAUGUGGUAAAAUUAAGCCAUACACAAAUGUUCAUGCUGAACAUGUGGCCAAAGUCAGAGCAACAUUUUAUAUCAUAGCAUGGUGUAAAUUUUACUACCAUUGACAUACUAUGUAUUUUAUAUUAAAAAAAUAGUUUAGUAAAUAAAUUUUUUAACUUCAUACAUGCUACUAGAUUGAUAACCUUUUAUCAAUCCUUCUUCAAUUAAUAAUGGAAGCAUGCGAACUUUGGCAAAUUUAGCACGAAACAGCAAAAAGACCAGAUAUUUCUCUAAAUUAGUAUUUAUCAUUCCAAAUUGGCAGUUCAUUGGACUUGCAAAUAGCAAGUGCGCAUGCUAGGGAUUAUUAGAAUAAGUGUCAACAUUAAUCAAACAUGCCAUUGUCAGUAAAAUUUUCUGAAUCUAU
This is a messenger RNA of Priapulus caudatus, 1079 nucleotides long. RefSeq names its product small VCP/p97-interacting protein-like. Gene Ontology annotation, biological process: positive regulation of autophagy; negative regulation of retrograde protein transport, ER to cytosol; negative regulation of VCP-NPL4-UFD1 AAA ATPase complex assembly. Bases 117 to 350 code for a protein of 77 amino acids. The record is from RefSeq and is a predicted model, not a curated record. The transcript is spliced from 4 exons. Lineage: Eukaryota; Metazoa; Priapulida; Priapulimorpha; Priapulimorphida; Priapulidae. Gene Ontology annotation, cellular component: endoplasmic reticulum membrane.